GAAGUGACGUUGUCACACACUAGCAGGAAAUGGAGAGUUUCUUUUAAUAUGUGUAACUCAAGAGCUGUCGACUUUCAGACUUUGUACCACAGAAAAGUAAAAAAAAACCUGAGUUAAAAAUUCAAGUUAAAAUUUCGCUUGGAGAGCUGGAUAAAGGGUAAAAUUGUGUAGUUAUUGAACUGGAUGAUUUUAUUAGACUUGGAUACCUCACACUGAGACAUAAGCAAAUCCUGGAUGCUCCAUCAUGUGCUCAGUGUUAAUUGUGCACACUAGUGAGGCCCAGGACUGGGCCUCAUACCUGAAGCUCAUCCUCGAGGCGUCACAUUAUUUCCCCCAGGAUUCUAUUUCUUUUUAUCUUGUGGAUGGAGAACAUUCAGUGCAAGAUAAAGACUACUCGAUUUUUAGAGCCAGCCAGUGCAUCUUGCUUUUGCUUUCAGUAGCAUUUAUAGAUAUUCAAAGUGAGCCAGCGGUGCGGAACACCUUGAAGAAGUUUCUUUAUCCUCCGAGUAAAAUUGUCGCAUUUUUGUGUGGCGUCUCCGAAAGCGAUGGCUUAAUGGACUGUUUUGAACACUGGAAUAAUUGGAGAAAGCUUGAUUCGGAAGAUGAGCCAGCACUGUAUGUCUCCACAGUCUGUGAAGUUAUUGACGAAGAAAACAUUACUAAUCUUGCGAACGAAGUGACGACUGCAAAUAAAAUCUCAUCACCAAAACAAAGUAUGGAUCAGCCUGCUCCAGAGGAAGAGCAUCAGCUCCAUUCAGCUCAGUUCCACUUACCAGAGGAAGAUGUGGAUGUUUCACAUGGAAACGUGACUCAGUCCACAAGUCUAUCUGCAUCAGAAGAGCAGAAAGCAUGCCUUACUGUCCAACCUAACAGAAUCCUCUGCGGGACCCCCGUGGAUAUUUAUAUCAUUAUGGGAAACAAGUUGGACAGUCAAGACAGUAUUGAAGUGGAAUUUCAGUGUGAACAUUCAACAAAACGCAUGUCAGGAACUGCUGUGAACGAAUAUAUUGUUACAGUUCAGUCACCCGAUAUGCCAACCGGGGAAGUUACUCUGCAUCUGUAUAUUAAUGAGUCGAUUGUAUGUUCAACAACUGUGACAUACUACACAGAAAUGGAGGAAAUUAGCAAUUAUCUUGAAAAAGUUAUGGACCCUGUGCAUUUUAUGUGUCAGGCAUUCAGUAUCACAUCAAAUGCAGCAGAGGCACUGGAUAACAUGUUUACAGAUUCUCUCAAAAAACAGAUGCCUCCAAAUGGACUAAAAGUAUUUGGAAUUAAUCAGCUUGAAGAGGAUAUUACAAAUCAGCGGGAUGUGGAACUCCCAACAUUACUUCACUUCUCGGCAAAGUAUGGAUUAAAAAAGCUGAUGAGCACAUUGCUGCAAUGUCCUGGAGCCCUUCAGGCCUACAGCAUAGCAAACAAGAAUGGGGAUUACCCUAAUACGCUGGCCGAGAAAAGUGGUUUUCCUGAUUUGAGACAGUUCAUGGAUGACUAUGUUGAGACUAUAGACUUGGUCAAGAAUCACAUAGAGGAAUCCAUGACAACUCCAGGAGAUGAGGACAUUUAUGAGCCAAUGGCAAAUGCAUCACAAAAUUUCGUUGCCAAGUUUUCUCUUCAGGAGGACAUAUACGAGUCCAUGAUGCAACUCAAUCCUGACAUGCAGUUAUAUGAAGACUUGGACAGUUUGGACAGUUCUUUCAAUGAGUCUCAUUCAGAAGAUGCUGUGUUGAGAAAGUUUUUUGAAGUAAAUGCAAAGAAGCAUUCUGAGACAGAAGAUCUCGUAAAUUAUUCAUACUCUGGUGGAAGAGUCGAUGAGACAGAAGAGGAAAACAUAGAAGACAAUGUGGAAAACUAUGAGGAAGAAGACGAAGAUGAAGACCCGUAUAAGCUCUGCUAUCCAGAUGAAAUUUAUGACACCAUAGACGAUGAAGAAGGCUUUUCAUCUGUAAUUGCGAAUCGUCCACCGGCCCCGAUACCUCGAACAUGCACCACCUCAGAGCCUGAGGAAUGCAAAACCUAUAUUUCAACAGUUUUCUCCUCCAAGAACUCACUGUAUUCAGAAAGUAACUGCAAAGAGGACCAAUCUCCUGAAGUGAGGCCGGUGCCAGAGCGAAUGCUCAGCAGUGCCCACGAUCCCUAUGCUGGCAUGAAGACCCCGGGUCAGAGGCAGCUCAUCUCCCUGCAGGAGAGGGUGAAGGUGGGCGCGCUCACCGUGGAGGAGGCAGUGCAGGAGUUUAAAGCCUGGCAGUUUGACCAGGAAAAACGAUCCCAGUCCAUCCGCUUCCAGCAGGAAAAUUUACAAAAAUUACGAGACAGCAUCAUCCGACGUAAAAAAGACAAAGGAAAAAGUGGAAAAGCGUUAGAUCUGGAUAUAACUGCUCCAAUGCAGAGGAACCUGCGCUGGGGAUCUCAUAUGAACGUUGAAUGUUCCGUGUAUGAACCAACUCCUCGCUCCGUCACCCAACCCCCCUCUGCAAACAGACCACCACAGAGAGGAACUUGGCAUACAGGAAGUACAUCCAGCACGUCUAGCAGUGGCAGUAACAGGCUGAGCACGCUAAGCACCAUCAGCAACAGCAGUGGGGCAGAAGGCGAGCUAGAGGAGCCUGGUCAGGAGAAUGGUCCUCCUCCACCUCGCCCACCCCGCCCGGCAGCUGAAACUCCGCCCACACUCCCUCCUCCCAGAGUCCCGCCUCGCUUACCUGAAAGAUUUCCAGAGAGCAUGCUACAUGAGCGUUAUGUAUCAACUCCAGCUCGUCACCUCCCCCAAAUGCCUCCUCACAGACCCAUCCCUCCACCACCCAUAGCAAGAAGGCCACGGUGAUCACUUCUUACACGACACGUGCUUAAUGUUAUGUCACUUUUACCAAGCUUAUGAAACUCAAAUGUGCAAAAGACUUUUCAUAUUGAAGAAGGCUAAAGCCUGCCAUCUGGUGGCUACGAGUUUUAAUGGACAGCUGGAGGACUACUGCAAUGAAAGACCUGGGUUGGUGGUGCUUGGAAAGGCCUUGGUAUUACUUUUGUCUUUUGUUAUUGUUCUUCAGUAGCACAAAUUAUGCCUAAAAUCAGAGCAAUAUAAAAUAACAGUAAUUACUAAAUUGAUCUUAACAUGUUGUUAAACUGAUUACUGCUCCUGCUUUGAUUAAAUCAUUUUUAAUAUCCCAGCAGCUUUAGUAAACUAGGACCUUCAGGACUUAGGACCUUCAGGUAAUUUACAGUUUUAUAAGCAAUAUGUAAUGUUGUAAUCCAGUCGAAUCAACACAUUUCUCACACCACAGAAUCUACUAUUUUUGUUUGUAUUUAUUAAUAGUCCUUUAUUAACCUUUCACUUCUAACCAGAAGUGUUUCCUCUCUUCAUGACAUGAAACUAAUCAUGGACACGAAGCAUGGACAGGAAACUAAGCUGAACUGAAAAUGACACUUAUGAUUGUUACAAAUAGAAGCUGAUUUAACGUUAUUGUCCACGUGCUAGUCUGUGCAACAUCGUUCAAAUUUACUGAAUAUAACUUCAAGUUUAAAAUUUUUCUUUUCUGAAAGAAAAAUCUAAAGAAAGCUGUAUGAAGCAGAAAUAGUACCUGAUGGUCACAUUAUUUUUCUAAGAUAUUAAAUAUGUAAACAAACUA
Messenger RNA from Pangasianodon hypophthalmus (striped catfish), 3620 nucleotides. It is a transcript of the gene pik3ap1, whose product is annotated as phosphoinositide-3-kinase adaptor protein 1. The transcript is spliced from 17 exons. Gene Ontology annotation, cellular component: cytosol. The record is from RefSeq and is a predicted model, not a curated record. NCBI's taxonomy places the organism in Eukaryota, Metazoa, Chordata, Actinopteri, Siluriformes, Pangasiidae. Bases 245 to 2821 code for a protein of 858 amino acids. Gene Ontology annotation, molecular function: phosphatidylinositol 3-kinase regulatory subunit binding; signaling receptor binding.